AUGGACACAGAAAGUUCUCCUGGACACGAGAGUGACUUUGUACCAUCCCCCUGGGUGGACAUGGGCGGCUUCACGCCCUCUCAGCAUUCACCACCACUGGAUUAUCAUGGGUUUGGAUAUGGUGUGAUACCUUUGGACUCGGCCUACGACGUGGGCAUACCACCUCCAUAUGCAUCACUACCAUUAACUCUGCCGUCGACCACAUGGCCCAGCAUGCUCUCUCACCACACGCAAUACCCGGAAGCAGGAAUGCCCCCCGUUCCCAUUCAACCUUCUGUAACGCCAAUUGCACCAGUCGCACCGCCACCGCGUAAAUCAUCAACUAGCAGCUCAACACCUCGAAGGACACUCACGGAUGACGACCGUCGGCGUAUGUGUCUCUAUCAUGAGGAGCACAAGACUGCCAAGCAAACCGACAUUGGAGCACUCUUUGGAGUGGAACGAAGUACUGUUUCAAAAGUGCUGCGCCAGAAAGACAAAUACCUUAAUCCAGAAGAUGGGAGUCGAUCACCUAUCAAACGAGCUAAGGGGCGGGUCCCUGAUAUCGAAAAGGCUCUCUCCAACUGGGUGAGGAACUACCAGCGACACGGCUAUCCCCUCAAUGAUGAAAUGAUUAGGGAGAAGGCCCUCUUCUUCGCCAGCACGUGCGGCAGUUCUGAUGGCAAAGAGAAAGUUCUGACUGCGAGCUGGCUGGAGAAAUUCAAACACAAAAACAACUUACUGGGUGCAAAGUCUCGGAAGAGCUCGUUUAGCACCACCAAGAGUGAGGCGACAAGUCCAACUGGCCUGAGCAUCAAUUCGGCGUUGGCAUCGGCCGUGCAGUCUCCUACUGUACUUUCACCUAUAUCUCCUGGGUUUACAACGCCGUCACCAUUGUCCCCAACUCAUAGCCAGGAGAAUAUCAAAGCUGAAGCUGUGGCUGACCUCAUUGGGAACUAUCAGCAUAUGCACACCAAGAGCACCACUUCACUCGAUACCACCUCAUCUUUCUCCCCCAGUGUGACCAGUCCAACAUCCACGCUGGUUUCAGAGAGUCCGUUUACUCCCACAAGUCAGUCCCGUAACUCCUCCACGGAUAGCAAUCCUAAUAGACCGCGAAGCCAGACAUGUCCGCUCAGCACUGUCGAUACUGCUGCUAUGACUGUGGACGAACCUUCAGAUCAAGUACCUCGUAGGACCUCUAUACACUCUCCUCCUCCUACCUUGCAGGAAUCACCCUUGAAGGACGAGCCUGAUACCAAAAACCUGCCUGGUCUCGAUACAUCGUCAAACAUAAUCAAGCGCAACCGCAGUAAUCCCGAGAUCAGGGCAAAGACAAUCUAUCCACCGUUAUUCUCGAAAUCAACCACUGUUUCUCCCGUGAGUUCUCCCGGUUCUCCAACCCAGGAUGAAGCUCGAAAGGCGCUGGAGCUGGUGAUGAAUUAUUUUGAACACCAGCCAGCUGGACUAGGGGCGCAGGAGUAUAUGACCAUCGGCAAACUGAUGGAAAGGCUCGAGCUGGCAAAGGCCCAGACCACGCUACCUGGCGGACUCACUCGUAUUGAUGAGCACGAGGAUGCACCUCACGUCACUAGAAAGAAAAGCAUUCACAGCAUGGGUUGA
This is a messenger RNA of Aspergillus tanneri, 1602 nucleotides long. RefSeq names its product DNA-binding domain-containing protein. The coding region runs from base 1 to 1602 and encodes 533 amino acids. The record is from RefSeq and is a predicted model, not a curated record. Lineage: Eukaryota; Fungi; Ascomycota; Eurotiomycetes; Eurotiales; Aspergillaceae. The transcript is spliced from 3 exons. Gene Ontology annotation, cellular component: nucleus. Gene Ontology annotation, molecular function: DNA binding.